Prosopis cineraria is the source of this 795-nucleotide messenger RNA. RefSeq lists its product as uncharacterized. The transcript has a single exon. NCBI's taxonomy places the organism in Eukaryota, Viridiplantae, Streptophyta, Magnoliopsida, Fabales, Fabaceae. The record is from RefSeq and is a predicted model, not a curated record. The coding region runs from base 2 to 700 and encodes 232 amino acids.
UAUGGCCCUGAUAAGCCUUCUUCUUCAGUCCAUCAAUUCUUCUCUCAAAUCUCUCUCUCUCUCUCUCUCCCCCUCUCUCUUUGCAAAAUUCAUUUCCAGAAAAAUGGAAAUGGAAAGUAGUAUACCGAUAGCAAAGAGAGUGUGGAACUUAGUGCGUGUGGCCUUCUUCAUGCUGAGGAAAGGCAUAUCCAAGGGCAAGCUUUUGAUGGACCUAAACAUGAUGCUCAAGCGCCGUCGCAAGAUCGCCGGCAAAGCUAUUUCCAACCUCAUGUUCCACCACCACCACCACCACCACCACGACGGCAGCUCUCACCAUCAGUUCUCCGGCCAGCACGAGUACGAGUUCAGCUGCAGCAACACCCCGAACAACUUCUUCUUCUCCAUUGGCGGCAGCAAGCGCCACCAUCACAGCCGCCACCCUCACCACCACAAUCACUCGCUUUUCUUUGCGUGUGCUCACGAGCCACCCACUCAGGAUGACGAGGUGGUGGUGAAGGCGGUGCUGGAGAUGCUGAACAAUGAGGUUAUGGUAGAGGCGUCGCCGGCUCUUCCCGGAUUUGGUCGGAGCCCGAUGGUGCGGCAGCUGAGGGUGACGGACUCGCCAUUCCCGUUGAGAGACACCGAUGGCGACCAUCAGGUGGACAAGGCAGCGGAAGAGUUCAUAAAGAAGUUUUAUAAAGAGUUGAAGAACCAGAAUUAAAUCUUCAUCGGCAUGAUCUUAAUUUAUAUAUAUAGCUCGCAACUUCAUGUUAAUUAUAUUAUCACUGAGUACAAAAUUUUGAACUUUGAUGACUA